Molecule: messenger RNA, 1140 nt
Organism: Phyllotreta striolata
Lineage: Eukaryota; Metazoa; Arthropoda; Insecta; Coleoptera; Chrysomelidae
Source: the annotation of a GenBank genome assembly
GUUUAUCUCUCGAAUUUUGAGAAAAUUUUCGUUCGAGCCGCUCGAACGAGGUUAGUUAAUGGGAAACCAUGUCGAACGCGAAGUCGAGCGUCCUCAUUUUAUUUUUGGGGUUUUGCGUUUGUUCCGUGGAACUUUAUUGCGUCGAUGUAGAUGCACUUAGCAAUGUAACUGCAAGAGUUCGCGCCACGAAGAAAAGCAGCGGUUUUACUCAUAAAGAUGUGAACUUUUAUUUGUUGGAUCGAUACGGGGCUAUUGAUGUGUUGAAAGCCAACGUGACGGAACUUUGCGAGGGGAUGAUAAAGAAUUUUCCGAAAUUACAAGUGCUGUCGUUGAUUAACGUAAACAUGUCGAGAAUUCAACCUAAUUCGUUCUCAGGUGUGCCUGAACUGAGAGAACUGGCAUUCUCGGUAAACAAUCUUAGCGUUAUAGAAAACGGCAGUUUCAAUAACAUUCCCUCUUUGGAAAUAUUGUAUUUGUCAGGAAACGUUAUACAUACGAUAGAAGUUGAAGCCUUCCAAAAUCUGAAAAAUCUAAGAAAACUUCAUUUGGAUAGGAAUACACUACUGACACUCGAACCUGCUGCGUUCACUGGUACACCAAAUUUACAGUUUAUCGAUAUAAGUUUCAACAUAUUGAGGACGAUAGAAAAAGGGAAUUUUCCUCUACUUCAACCAUCGUUCAACGAACCUAUAGAACUAUUGUUAGCCUACAACGUAAUCGAAGACGCAGAUCCUAAAGUAUUCGAUUUCACAAAUCCCUUGAUACUUAAUUUACGCCAGAACCAAUUCGACGCAAUAUCCAACCUAUACUUCGGAUUAAACGCUCACAGCUCCAUAAAUUUGGACGAUAACUAUUUGAGUUGCUUGCCAGAUGAUGUUCUUGACGACAUCAGGGGUUCCACCAAAUCAAUUUCUCUUAAGAGGAACCCCCUUACCUGCGAUUGCAUGAAAAACAUAGAAGAAGCCUUGGGGAACGGCGACCAGUUAUUCGGAAUCGGAGUCUUGGAGUACAGCAGCAUGAUUCCGUGCAGUUAUGGACAAUUACCAACAGAAUCGGGAUAAAUUCAUUCAUUAGUUUAAUAAGUUAUGUUGUAAUUGUGUUAAUAGUUUAAAGUUUGUGUAAUUAAAUUUUCUGUCUACA